CUAAAGUUCCAAGUUCUUUGAUAGUUUGAGGAUAUAUUCCAGUCCCCAUUUCAGUUUUCACGACAUCCCAUUGAUGUGGUCGGAAGCUUUCUUUGAUUCUUCCGUUCCAAACAUCCUCAUUCUUCAUGUGACUGAUAUAAAUCCACCCACUAAUAUGAUACAGAGAGAAGUUGCCCAAUCAAAACCUGUCUCACCAAGUGAGCUUCUCUGCAUGAAGCAGCGAUUUAGUGGAACGAAGUGCAUCGUGAUCCCACAUACUCGUUAAGAAGAACAGUAGAGAGCUUAAAACAAUGGCCGGUGUUAUAAAUAAUGAAAGUGAUCAAUACACAGAUGAAGUUCAAAUAUUGGUGGAAUCCAUCGAGAAUCAUCUAAAACAGGGGCCUUCCUCACCAGCUAAUUAUACUAUAUAUCGAGUUCUCAAGCCAUUGCGGGACGUAAAGCCAGAUGCCUACACUCCUCGCUUGGUCUCCAUUGGUCCUUUUCAUCGUGGAAGCCAACACUUAUUACCCAUGGAAGCACAUAAGUUAAGGCUUCUAAAAUGUUUUCUAGAUCGAACAUCUCAAUCUUCUUUGGCUGAUUAUGUAAGAGAGAUGAAGAACAUAGAAAAAGAAGCUCGCCAAUGUUAUUCAGAAAUCAUCCCAUUUAAAAAAGAUGAUUUUGUGAGGAUGAUGGUGGUUGAUGGAUGCUUCUUACUUGAACUCAUCAUUGGGUGGGAAGAACGUAGGCAAGAUCCUGUUGAACCUAUAUUUAAUGAAAUAUGGAUGCCUCAAAUUAUACGUGACUUGAUGUUACUUGAGAAUCAACUUCCCUUCUUUGUUCUUGAGAGUUUAUACAAUCUAUACAUAAUGGAUGGUGCAAUGUAUUAUUUUACACGAUCAUUCUUAACGGAUUUCUUGCCUCGUUCCCCAAGUAUAAACCCUAAAGAAUCUGUACCACGGCGACUUUUUAAUUGGGUAAAGAGUAUCUUCCAUUCACCAUCUGAAUCAAAUGAAGAUUGGGGUGAAGAGUCUCAAGAUUCUACUUCUUCCUAUCUGCAAAUGCCUCAGGUAAAUCAAGGUGGAGCAAGUCAUUUACUUGAUUACGUUCGGCAAUUGCUAGUUUUACAAGAACCGAAGCAACAUGAAGGGAAGCAACCUCAGAGAAUCCAUUGUGCAACUGAGCUCAAGAAGGCCACAGUCAAGUUUGAGAAGAGUAAUACCACACUCUUAUCGGAUAUAACAUUCAAGGAAGGUGUGCUGAGAAUCCCAUCUAUACAUAUUGAUGACUUGACAGAGUCUUUGCUUCGUAAUCUCAUUGCCUUGGAGCAAUCUCACCAUUAUGAAGAUAAAUAUGUCAUAGCUUAUGCAGUCUUCAUGGAUGACCUCAUUAACACUCCUGAGGAUGUGAAGUUACUACAGGAUGAGGAAAUUUUUGAGAACUUGAUAAACCUUGAAGAUGUGGCUACUUUGUUUAACAAAAUUCUAAAAGAGGUUACAGAACCUCAUGAACUUUGCUUCUCCCAUGUUUACAGUGAACUGGAUAGUUAUUACAAUGACCCAUGGCACAAACUUUUGGCUAAAGUUCAACAACAUAUGGGAAGUUUGAGAAGUAGAUACUUCAAGAAUACUUGGUCAUUCAUUUCAUUCCUUGCUGCAAUAGCUCUUAUGGGCUUGACAAUUGCACAGACUUUUGCUGCUUUCAUGUAUGGAAAGAAUGGGUCGUGAAUUAUUUGUUAGAUUUCUCUGUGUAAUAACUUUUCCAUUUUAUUUAUUUUUUUUCAUGUAAAUUAUGCUG
Messenger RNA from Macadamia integrifolia, 1773 nucleotides. Its product is annotated as putative UPF0481 protein At3g02645. The record is from RefSeq and is a predicted model, not a curated record. The transcript has 2 exons. The coding region runs from base 291 to 1703 and encodes 470 amino acids. Lineage: Eukaryota; Viridiplantae; Streptophyta; Magnoliopsida; Proteales; Proteaceae.